Penicillium maclennaniae is the source of this 450-nucleotide messenger RNA. RefSeq lists its product as uncharacterized. The transcript has a single exon. The record is from RefSeq and is a predicted model, not a curated record. Bases 1 to 450 code for a protein of 149 amino acids. NCBI's taxonomy places the organism in Eukaryota, Fungi, Ascomycota, Eurotiomycetes, Eurotiales, Aspergillaceae.
AUGACGAAGCGAUUGCUCGUACUAAUAGGUCUUUUGGCUGCAACCACCGCGCCCGCUACUGCGGCAGCCGUAUCAUUCCAGAAGGCAUCGCUUACACAGACCAACCGCAAUUGUGACGGUUCUGUCAUUCCUCCGCAACUGACACAGACCUUCGGUUUUGUCGAACUUGUUUCUGCUGGACCAAACCAACUUGUCGCUGUUGCUGUCCUGCUAUGGGGUACCCCUAACGCAGCUUAUAAUGUCCGUCUAAUCCAGGUCAAAAAUGGAGCAGCCGUGGACUGUGGGUCCUGUGCGACUGGAGGCGGGACCUUGACGACGAACAACCUGGGCAUUGGAAGCACUUAUGUUCAACAGGCUGUUAGCCCGGGUGCAACAGCUGCGUGGGUGGACCUGAAUAAUAAGCAAGAUUGUGCAGGUUUUUAUAACAUCGCCCCGCUGCCAAUUGCCUGA